AAAAAUCCAAACCUCUCCGAAACCUCCCACGAAUGGCGGGCUCUCCCUCCCAAACCUGAAUCCCCAAACCCUAACCCCCAAUCCCCAAUCCGGCAAUCCCCCUCCCAUUGCAGCCCUCACCAUCCCUCGCCGAUGGCGCCGGAGGCGAGGCAGCUCGGGGUGCGCCUCCGGGAGAACGAGGCGGUGGCGCAAUGUUUGCUGGAGAAGUGGCGGUCCAUGGAGGAGAAGCCGGGUGGUCUCAAGGAGAACCUGGCUCACACGCUCGCCAAAUCGUACCGCAGCGUCUGCGCCGCCAAGGAGCCCAUCCGGACCCUCAAGGACCUUUAUGAGAUAAAGGGUGUUGGAAAAUGGGUCAUACGUCAACUGAAAGGGUCCUUUCCAGAGUCCAGCCCAGAUUUAUCUCCUCCAGAAAGUAACACAGCAGGAGAAAAGGGCAAGAAAGCAGGAGGGUCAAAGCGUUAUGUGCCACAGAAAAAUUCUGCUGCCUACGCGAUUCUGAUCACACUCCAUAGGGAAACAAUCAAUGGGAAGAGUUAUAUGAAGAAGCAAGAGCUUAUUGAUGCCACUGAAGCAAGCGGCCUGUCACGAAGUGCAAUUGGUCCAGAUAAAAGUAAAGCAAAACCGGGGGCUUUUGCGAGUUCUCAGAAGGACUGGUACACUGGAUGGAGCUGCAUGAAAACAUUGACAUCUAAAGGACUGGUUUCAAAGUCUGGCAAUCCUGCAAAGUAUAUGAUAACUGAAGAAGGGAAAUUCACUGCUCUUGAUUGCCUCUCAAGGUCUGGGUUAGAUGAUCACUCACCACCUUUAGUGGUAAACAGCGUUCACCAGACAUCAUUGGGACCUUCUAGGGCCAUUGGUGAACCCAGCACAUCUGUUGCUAACCCUGUCGCUAAGACAUCACCAGAAAUGACAUAUCUGACAAGUCAAGAAUCACUCAAUUACAAGUCUCAAGUUAGAACUGCUGAUAACUGUGCUGAAGAAAUCAUUCUUAGUGAUUCAGAUUCUGAAGAAUCAUAUACAGAGAACUAUUCUCUAAUAGGUUCUGAAGAAUUUACUGAAAGAGUUGCACCUCCAAUAUUGAAAGCAAGCAACUCUGGUGGUCUUGAUAUCAGCAAGAGAACUACUCCAAACAACAGAUUUUCAGAUUGUUCAGCUUCUAUUUCCCCUCUUUCAUCUCAAGGAACAUUUGAGCUGCAGUCUUCUAGUACAUUGGGUACUACUGAAAUCAAUAUGCUAGACAAGGAUACUGUAUGUAUGGACAAUUCUAUACUAGCCAUGCCACCUCGGCGAUCCAGUGACAAUUUUCUUGAAGAUUAUGAAGUUGUGUUGGUAUUGGAUGAUCGUGAGAAUUUUGGGGAUCGUUUAAAACCUGUUGCUGAUAACAUACGCUUACAAUUCCGUGUACCUGUAGAGAUAAAGCAUUUGCCUGUUGGCGACGGUAUUUGGAUUGCUCGUGAUAGAAAGCUUCACACAGAGUAUGUUCUUGAUUUCAUUGUUGAAAGGAAAAAUGUUGCUGAUCUAUGUAGUUCAAUCACAGACAACCGAUACAAAAUUCAGAAGUUAAGUCUCAAGAAAUGUGGCCUAAAGAAGCUGAUAUAUCUGGUUGAAGGUGACCCUAACCCUCUCGAUUCAUCAGAAAGGAUUAAAACCGCUUGCUUCACCACUGAGAUUCUUGAAGGAUUUGAUGUUCAGAGAACCACUGGGUAUGCUGAUACUGUAAGGACAUACGGCUACCUUACACGUUCGAUAAUUGAAUACUACAGCACCAACUUUUCUACUGGUUCUAAUACUUCUCGAGUAUGCCCGACCUAUGAUGAGUUUAAGAAAAAGUGUGAUGACCUUAAGAAGGUAACUGUGAGUGAUUUAUUCGCCCUUCAACUUAUGCAGGUGCCACAAGUGACAGAAGAAGCUGCACUUGCUGUGAUAGGAUUCUAUCCAACUAUUUUCACACUUGCUCAGGCGUAUUCCAUGCUUGAUGGCGAUACCCGUGCUCAAGAGGAAAUGUUGAAGAAUAAGAGCACUCUGAUAAACGCAGGGGCUAGCAGAAACAUAUUCAAGCUUAUCUGGGGUGAAGGAUAAAAUCCUCAGUUUGUUUUGUGAUCAACUGGUUUAACCAUAUUUUGUCACCUUCUUGCUGAUUUUGGUGCAACCACCGGUGAAGCUCCACAAUUCUCAGCUCUCACCGCAACUCUUUCUUUCAUGUUCUAAAGGCAAACUGGUCCAUUUUUGUGUGCCAAGGUGCCAUGGAACACUGAGUUUCAGAAUUUGUAACCACCUACAAAUGGGACUUUGCAAGUUAGCAUAGGCGCAUAGGUUGACCCCCAUCUAAGACAGACGAACUAUUUUUUAUCUUAUGCAUUCUCCAGGUUGUACAAAAUGGAACUAUAAUGGAACUGGGCCGCUUAGCGUUUCACAUCUCUUUACUCAGUUGCUUGGAUUAUGCGCUGUCUCAUGUUAUCUCGGUUUUGUUUGCAUGGAAAUGGACAAGCUCAUAUGAGAUUGCACCCACAGACCAUACGCAGCUGCCAACAUUGUUACGGUUCAUCCAUGUGCUGGGAUCAAUCCAUGGUCGGCGCCAUGUCCGGGCGACGUCUGAAGCUUGUUCGAUCAUCUUUGUUUCGCAGAGAAACGUACCAGAUGAGGAAAUUAUUGGGCGGUUUGUCCCAGAACGCACAAGGAUUCGACUACAAACGGGGACCUUACAUCACGCAAUCAGAUAUAUUCAAGGCUGCGCGGUUCAAGGUGUCAUAGG
Oryza brachyantha (malo sina) is the source of this 2752-nucleotide messenger RNA. RefSeq names its product crossover junction endonuclease MUS81. The transcript is spliced from 18 exons. Gene Ontology annotation, cellular component: Holliday junction resolvase complex; nucleus. Gene Ontology annotation, biological process: double-strand break repair via break-induced replication; mitotic intra-S DNA damage checkpoint signaling; DNA catabolic process. Gene Ontology annotation, molecular function: DNA binding; 3'-flap endonuclease activity; crossover junction DNA endonuclease activity. Lineage: Eukaryota; Viridiplantae; Streptophyta; Magnoliopsida; Poales; Poaceae. Bases 133 to 2079 code for a protein of 648 amino acids. The record is from RefSeq and is a predicted model, not a curated record.